Molecule: messenger RNA, 1185 nt
Organism: Coccomyxa subellipsoidea C-169
Lineage: Eukaryota; Viridiplantae; Chlorophyta; Trebouxiophyceae; Coccomyxaceae
Exons: 7
Coding region: 1-1185 (394 amino acids)
Molecular function (GO): protein binding
Source: RefSeq, a predicted model, not a curated record
AUGCUCGAGGUCAGGGAGACUGCUUCAGAGGGGCGCGCAUUGGCUUUAGCUGACCAGCAAAGGGCCGAGGCGGGGGCACUGUUGUUGGCGGAGGAGGCUUGUGUAUUCACAGUGUGCCACUACUGCCUGGAAGCCCUGCCGCCGUACGCAGGCAUCCCAUGUCAGGCAUGUCCGCUGGCGUGGUACUGCUGUGCGCAGCACAGGGCACUGGAUGCACAUCAUGGAGGGGCGUCCUGUGGUGUGCCCUGGCCGGUCCUGCUGCCAGAGCAGCUGGUGCUGGCCACAAGGCUUGCUGUUGUUGCGCAGGUCACAAGCCGGGACCUUGUAGCAGGCCUGGAGACGCAUGUGGGUGAUGUACCCAGUCAUCAAUUGUUCCAGGAGGCUGUGAUGUGUUUCAUCGCGGCUGCCUGCGCCGGCCUGGAGCCACAGCUUGUACUCAAGGCGUAUCGACAGGUGGUCAUCAAUGCGAUAGCGAUAACGCCUGCGGAGCACGCGAGCGCAGAGGACCGCAUGGGCCUUGCGAUCUACCCGCGGGCAGCCAUGCUGAACCACGCAUGCUCGCCAAAUGUGGCAGCUGCCUUUGCAGGCACUCGCCUCCACAUCUGCGCCACGUCAGACCUCCCGCCUGGCACCACCUUGCGCUUCUGUUAUGGGCCCCAGGCUGGGGAAAGCAUCAGGGAGGUGCGGCUGAGGCAGCUGAAGGAGCAGUAUCACUUCUGGUGCCGCUGCAGCGCCUGUGAGGCCAGCUACUCAGGCGUCCAAGAAGCCGCAAUGAUCGGCAUGAAGUGCAGGCUGUGCAAUGGGCCGGUGGUGCCGUCCAUUGGGUGCGGUGCAGAGAUGAGUUCUGAAGAGCAAAUCGAGCGGAUGGCACGACUCUCCCAGGCCGACGCCGCAUUUGCCAGCGCUUGCUUGUCGCUGGCGCAGCACAGCGCUGUUUCCGCUGAGACCCUCCAGUCGAUGCACUUCUGCCUGGAGGUGCAGGAGGUCUUGCUGGUGACCAGCAACCAAGUGCUCGGGCGCACGCAUGAUGCUCUUGCCAGGGCAUAUGGACCGCGUGGAGAUACGGAGAAUGCUAUGCUGCACGCUCAAAAGGCCCUGGACAUCGUCAGGUCAAAUUAUGGCGAUGGCCAUCUGGUCGUGGCCCACCAGCGCAGGCGUCUGGAACUCCUGGCAGCAGGCCUGUGA